AUGGCUAUAUUCUCCAUUGUUAUCCCUGUAGCCUUCGGAGUUGGGAACCGCUAUUUGCAGGGGACGUCAACGAGCUCGCCAUCUACUACGAUACCUCCGACUCCAACACUAUUUUCGGCUCCGGUUGAUGGUGCCACUUUGCAGAACACUUGUGACAUCUACUGCCAGGGACUCAAUGGUGGUGCCUCCUAUUGUAAACUGGAUCUGAGCCCACCGAUUUGUCAUGGGGGAGAUCAGCCUUGUGGUACGGUCGCUAUCUGCGGUCCUCCUGUAACAGUUACACCGACUGAUGUGGUUCCUACUGGUGAUGGAACGUAUGAGCCAGCCUGUGACACGAUGUGCCAGAGUCUCAAUGAUGAGGCUUCGUAUUGUAAGCGGUGGCUCCCUCGUCCAACCUGCCUCGGUGGCGAUCAGCCAUGCGGUGAUCAAACUAUCUGUACUUCCCAGACGUGGCCUCCUGCCCCCACACCGUCUCUUCCAGCUGGUGCCCACCCUCAUGAGUCUGCCCCUUGCAACGAAUAUUGCGUCGGCCUUAAUGGACCAUCUUCGUUCUGUAAGUGGUGGAAGAAUGAGCCUGUCUGUCAGGGAGGCGAUCAGCCCUGUGGUGUAUCGGAUUGUCCUACCGGUACCCUUGCUCCCACUGGAGGCCCUCCGGACUCCCAUGCUGGCCCUAGUCCAAGCUGCAAUGCGUACUGUGCCGCAAUGAACCCUGGCCUUUCCGGUGAUCGCGUGUCCUACUGCAAGUGGUGGCUGUAUGUGCCAGCCUGUUACGUUGGUGAUCAGCUCUGCGGCCCCAGCGUCUGCAGCGAUUAUGAGGACACUACAGCGCCGACCUCUGUGUCUACUGCCAUUACUAGUACUCUAGCGUCUACAACUCAGAUCGUCACAACCUCGACAACUAAAGUAGCCACUACUGCAGCUCCCACUGUUUGA
This is a messenger RNA of Perkinsus marinus ATCC 50983, 933 nucleotides long. Its product is annotated as Prespore protein DP87 precursor, putative. The transcript has a single exon. Bases 1 to 933 code for a protein of 310 amino acids. The record is from RefSeq and is a predicted model, not a curated record. NCBI's taxonomy places the organism in Eukaryota, Perkinsozoa, Perkinsida, Perkinsidae.